UACCUCCAAAAUAGAUAAUUCUAGAGAAAUCGUUACUUAAUCACCAAGUAGUCAAACUUCUAAACGCCCAAAUUUAGUAAUUUUAUUGGUCCACUUAUAUUUCGCCACACCUUUCCUUUCCUUUUCUCACCCUAUUUUUCUCCAUUUUUCAUUUUAUUUAUAUAUUCAUGCGUUUUCGCUUCUUCGAUCAUCCAUCAUCACAUUCUUCCCGACUUUUCUCUCUUAUUUCUACAGAUUUGGAAAGAACAAUUCCCUUUUGAUCUUCUUCAUUCUUUUCUCUUACGUAACCCUAAUUUUCUCUUUUUGUUCGACAAAGUUUGAAUCAGAAUCUCGGUUUUAAUUAUAGACGAUAUGGCGGAAAGUGAUUCGAAACCUGAGAAACAGAUGAAUGAAAGCGGAGAGCAGAGUUUGAAGUACUUUCAGUUUGUACAUGCUGCUACAAUCCAAGCCAUUGUAUGCUUUUCAAGCCUUUAUGGUUAUGCUAAGGACAAGGCCGGACCUUUGAAGCCCGGUGUAGAGACUGUUGAGGGUACGGUCAAGACUGUUGUUCGUCCUGUGUAUGAUCGGUUUCAUGAUGUUCCCAUUGAAUUACUUAAGUUUGUUGAUCGUAAGGUUGAUGACACUAUGGUUAAGUUGCAGGAUCGUGUUCCACCUCUAGUCAAGCAGAUGUCGUGCCAAGCAUACUCUGCCACCCAAAAGGCCCCUGAGGUUGCUCGUGGUGUGGCUUCAGAAGUCCGACGUGUGGGUGUGGUGGAUACUGCAUCAGAAUACGUAAAGGAUGCCUACAACAAAUAUGAACCCGCUGCCAAAGAAUUGUAUUCCAAAUAUGAGCCUGUAGCAGAACAGUAUGCAGUUUCAGCUUGGCGUAAACUAAAUCGUCUUCCCCUUUUCCCCAAGGUGGCUGAGGUGGUUGUCCCUGGAGCAGCUCUUUGCUCUGAAAAGUACAACCAAACAGUGAAACUAGGUGCUGAGAAGGGCUACAGAGUAGCAAAUUAUAUGCCACUCGUACCAAUCGAGAAGAUUUCUAAAGUUUUUGAAGAGCAAAAGGGUGAGACACAGACUGUUGCUACAAACGAAAACGGUGUCGCUGCUGCACACUAAUCUUCAUCUCCAGGAACAUGAUGUAAAAGUAAAAUGGAUUGUUCAUACUUCAUUUUUAAAUUCCUAGUUAUUAAAUGCAUUUUUGGUGGUUAGAAUAUGUUUGUCCUUUGUUGCUAUGUUUCCAUAUUUCUGAUCUUUUGUAAAGAAUGUAAAAAUUUGUUCAGGAUGCUCUGCUUGAACUUUAAGAAUUUCUAGAUCAUCAAAUUCACUGAUAGAA
Messenger RNA from Amaranthus tricolor (Joseph's coat), 1318 nucleotides. Its product is annotated as REF/SRPP-like protein At3g05500. The transcript has 3 exons. NCBI's taxonomy places the organism in Eukaryota, Viridiplantae, Streptophyta, Magnoliopsida, Caryophyllales, Amaranthaceae. The record is from RefSeq and is a predicted model, not a curated record. The coding region runs from base 352 to 1101 and encodes 249 amino acids.